AGUCUCCGAAGGGAGGACUUUGCAUCCCGCCCCGUGUUUGCAGGAGGGGGAAGCCGCAUUGAGAUCCUUUCCAGGCGGGAUGUUCUUCUAUGCAGCCAAGUGAAUGAGAGUGUCUUUCCGGAGUCAGAGGCAACCCAAGAGAAAGGGGAAGGAGAUGGAAGAGAAGGACCCCGAAGGGCUUGGAAUUGGGAAAAUAUCAAGGAAAGGUCUCCAUCCCCUCCAAGCAGGGAGUGGUGCUGAAUUUUGGGGGAGAGAGAUCAUGGUUCAGGACCCUGUGACCACAGAUGAACGCAGCCGAUGCUUCCGGCAGUUCAGUUACCAGGAGGCCGAUGGGCCCCGAGAGGUUUGCAGCCGGCUCCAUGGACUUUGUAAGGACUGGCUGGAGCCAGAGAGGCGCACCAAGAAGGAGAUGGUGGACCUGGUGAUCCUGGAGCAGUUCCUGGCCAUCCUGCCGCAGGAAGUGCAGGGCUGGGUGAGAGGAUGCGGGCCAGAGAGCAGUUCCCAGGCAGUGGCCCUGGCCGAAGGUUUCCUCCUGAGUCAGGCAGAGGAGAAGAGGCAGGCACAGCAGAUGUGGGGGGGACCCGUGAAGGUGGAAAGAAGCUUCCCUGAGGCGGAAGGAGCUCCAUCAGAGGAAGGUCAGAGGGCGCAGACCCAGGAGCGUGCCCAAGAUGCCCCAUCAAGUGGCAGCGAAGAGACGUUAUCGAGCCCUUUUCUUUGCAGAGAAGUGGAAACGCCUCCUCAGCCUCUGGUCCAGUCUCCAUUUUCCUUUGAGGACGUGGCCGUGAAUUUCUCCAUGGCGGAGUGGGGCCUGCUGGAUCUGGACCAAAAAGCCCUCUACAGAGAAGUCAUGCGGGAGAACUAUGGGAGCGUGGCUUUUCUGGAGGAGACUUCUGGGGAAUUCCAGGGGUUCUCUUUGGGAAUAGUCAAGAAUGAAGGUGCUGAAGAAAACUCUGGAGAUGGACCACAGAGGCAGGAGGAAAGCCACGCAGAUCAAACCCAAUACAAUAUACAUUUUUCAAAGCACAGAAUAAUGAAGGCAUGUAUAUGCUUUCAGUGUGGAAAGUAUGUCCGAUACAAAUCACAACUCCUUGUGCACCAAAGGAUCCACAGAGCAGAAAAACAUUUUGAACAUGCAAUGUACGGGAAGAAAUUAAGUCAAAUUCUUCAACAGCAUCAGAGAAUAUACAUGGGGGAGAAGCCUUUCGAAUGCUCAGAGUGCGGUAAGAGAUUCAGUCGGAGUGGCCAUCUUCAAAGUCAUUUAAGAACCCACACGGGGGAGAAGCCUUUUCAGUGCUCAGAGUGCGGGAAGAGAUUUAGUCAGAGUGGCCAUCUUCAAAGUCAUCUAAGAACCCACACGGGGGAGAAGCCUUUUGAAUGCUCAGAGUGUGGGAAGAGAUUCAGUCACAGUGGCAGCCUUCAAUUUCAUCAAAGAACCCACACAAGAGAGAACCCUUUCGAAUGCUCAGAGUGCGGGAAGAGUUUCAGUCAGAGUAGCAAUCUUCAAUAUCAUCUAAGAACCCACACAGGGGAGAAGCCAUUUGAAUGCUCAGAGUGUGGGAAGAAGUUCAGUUAUACUAGCAAACUUCAAAGUCAUCUAAGAACCCACACGGGGGAGAAGCCAUUUGAAUGCUCAGACUGUGGGAAGAGAUUCAGUCAAAGUAGCAAUCUUCAAAGUCAUCUAAAAAUCCACACCGGGGAGAAGCCUUUUGAAUGCUCAGAGUGUGAGAAGAAAUUCAGUGAAAGAAGCACUCUUCGAAACCAUCAGAGAACCCACAUAGGGGAGAAGCCUUUUGAAUGCUCAAAGUGUGGGAAGAGAUUCAGUUUUAGUAGUAAUCUUCGAUGUCAUCUAAGAACCCACACAGGGGAGAAGCCUUUUGAAUGCUCAGACUGUGGGAAGAGAUUCAGCCGCAGUGACCAUCAUCAAAGUCAUUGUAGAACCCACACUGGGGAGAAGCCUUUUGAAUGCUUACAGUGUGGGAAGAGAUUCAGUCAUAGUAGCAAUCUUCAAAGUCAUCUAAGAACCCACACGGGGGAGAAGCCUUUUGAAUGCUCAGACUGUGGGAAGAAAUUCAGUCAGAGUAGCAAUCUUCAAAGUCAUCUAAGAACCCACAAGGGGAAGAAGCCUUUUAAAGGCUCAUAG
Heteronotia binoei (common prickly gecko) is the source of this 2140-nucleotide messenger RNA. RefSeq names its product zinc finger protein 436-like. Bases 104 to 2140 code for a protein of 678 amino acids. The transcript has 7 exons. The record is from RefSeq and is a predicted model, not a curated record. NCBI's taxonomy places the organism in Eukaryota, Metazoa, Chordata, Lepidosauria, Squamata, Gekkonidae. Gene Ontology annotation, biological process: regulation of transcription by RNA polymerase II. Gene Ontology annotation, molecular function: RNA polymerase II cis-regulatory region sequence-specific DNA binding; DNA-binding transcription factor activity.